Molecule: messenger RNA, 4385 nt
Organism: Cyprinus carpio (common carp)
Lineage: Eukaryota; Metazoa; Chordata; Actinopteri; Cypriniformes; Cyprinidae
Product: galaxin-like
Exons: 10
Coding region: 476-1897 (473 amino acids)
Source: RefSeq, a predicted model, not a curated record
CGUUUCGACUUCAUCUUCAACGAGCUCGCGCUUGAGUGUGGUCACGAGCCGUGCCCGUGCACUGUAUUUUACGGGUUGUUGCGUGACGAGGCCGCAGAGCGCAAAGCCAAAAGUAUACAAAAUGCGUAUGAUACUUAACAAAUUCAGAGAGCCACUAAUUAAGGAAAUGUUAGAGCAAAGCACCGUUGCACACCCACCGAGACUGGAUACUGCUUUGACUGGGCGGCGAGGGACAGUGCUGAGCGUGGAAUUUGCCAUCAUGACAGAGGGAGCCAGUGAGUGACCUUACAUAGAGCCUUAACUCUGAGUCUUAAAACACAGUUUCAUAAGAAAAUUUAUUAUUAUUAUUAUUAUUUUUACAUAUGCAUUUUAUCAUAGAUCACUUAAAUGUACAGUAUAAUAACAAUGAUUUGGUAAGAGUAAAAUAAGAGUGAUCUGUCUUGAUGUCAACAGCAAAGCAGGUUUCAGUGGACAGAUGGAAGGAAGCAAUCAUUUGCACCAUUGUGGGAACGUGUCUUACAAUAUCUCAGAAAGUUCCUGUUGUAAUGGUUAUAUAACUCCAGGAUUAAGCCAAUUGGUGGCUGACUGCUGUGGUUCUGUAGCUUACAAUCCCCUUAAUGAGAUUUGCUGUAAAGGGAAUAUUCUGACUCAAAGCAGCACUCAUGUAAAAUGCUGUGGCAAAGACAUGUACGUGACAACGACUCAUUUGUGUUGUGGUGGCAACAACAUAUUUCAACGGAAGGAAGAUCAUUCUUGUUGUGGCAAGGAAACAUAUGACAUGACAACCCACUGCUGCUGUACUAACCUUACACUAGAAGUAAAGCCUAAAAAUGAAACUUGCUGUCCAAAAGCAACAGUAGGUUCUAAUCUGAAUCCUAUUCUCACAGCUAAAAAGAAAGAAUUCCAGCUAGGCUCUCCUCCCACUCGCACACUCCCCAAAACCUCAGAACUGAAGUGUCGGACAAUGCCCUUCAAUCCCCAGGAAAACAUUUGUUGCUUAGGGAAUCUGUACAAGAAGGCAUCAGCACUUACUAAGUGCUGUGGCGUAGAUGCUUACACUCUGUCAGAUGACAAUGUGCUGUGCUGUAAUGGAAUUCUUCAUCUCAAUGUGCCUGAGCAGUCUGAGUGUGUUGGAGGUGUUAUAUAUACUCCAGCAAACACUACUUGCCAAAUGUCGAUCCGUCCUCGUCUUGGCGAGCACUGCUGUGGAGGACAAACCUUCAAUCCUCGCACGCAUAUUUGCUGUAACGGACACAGCCACAGCAAGAUGAAUGGCAAUUUUUGUUGUGGUUCAGAAGUCUAUGACCACCACAACCAGUUCUUGAGAUGCUGCUCAGGUCAUCUCUACAACCUAACCCAUUUAAGUGGAAAAGCAGAGUGCUGUGGAAACCUAUUGCUGCAAUAUAAUAACAAUCAAACUUGCUGUUCCUCCUCAACCAAUUCCAUAAUUUAUCAGACCAAACCAAACCACCAUUGCUGUGGGCAUUACUACUACAACACGUCCUUGUGGAGCUGCUGUGCUGAACGUCUCAAACCAACACCAAAGCCUAACUGCCUUCCUGCAGAAUACAGACUUAAACCACUAACAGACCUGAUCCCUGAAAUGUGCAAUAAAACAGUGUUCUUGGGCAAAGUGGAGAGUGUGGCACUUGAAAAUGAUCAGCGUCACAUUGUUUUGAAAGUUGUUUGGCAGGUCAAUGUAAAAUCAGAAAAGGACAUCAAAGACCCUUGGCUUCAUGUGUCCCUGGAUCACUGCAACUCUCCUGCCACAGACAACGGCAAAACCUACCUUUGGGAGGAAAAACACAAUGGGAAGUACAAGCUUCUCUCUCAUCCUGUUGACCUAACAUCUGACAUUUAUAUGUUAUAUUCUGUAUGUUACCAAAAGAAGGGAUAGACACAUGGAUUGAGGUCUAUUUCCCAUCAUUUCCAAAGCAUGCUGGUUGUAUUAACAUUUCUGUCCUGAGGAUAAUUUUUUAUCCUAAUAUUAUUUUAUCAUUAAUGCUAAAUGACUCUAGUAUGUGAAUGGCCACAAUAUUUAAAAGCUAAGAACUUUUGUCCCCUUAAGGCAACUUUCUGAAGUCUCUAAUGUGAGCAGCAUUAUGGCAGAGGCAUCACAUGUUGUGUAUCUGUGAAUUUUGCCUCGUUGGUUAAUAUAUUUCAACCUAAUAUUGGAUUGAACCCUGUAUGGAGUGUGCAAAAGGGAUAGUUCUCCCUAAAAAUGAGAAUUUGCUGCGAAUUUACUCACCUUUAGUCCAUCUAAGAUCUAGGUGACUUUUUGCUGAGUAGAAGAUUUUUAGCUGAUACCAUGGUUUUUGGUGAUUCAUAAAAUGCAAGUCAGUGGCUGCACGUUUUUGAGAAGAAAAAAAAAAAAAAAUGUAUUUCUAAGAAAAAAAAUUAAUACCCAUUGCUCUUGACAAUAUAUUGAGAAUUGAUCGGUCUGUGCAAGAAACACGGGUUUACAUGUCUAGAGCACAUUAAGUGAUAACCUUUUUACAUAAAGAGAAAUCAUACUUUAACCAUACAUUUUUGAUUGAUUAACUUGUAGAUCUGUGCUGCUCAACUUGCCAACUGUUUCGGAUGAUUCGGUCCAAUUUGUUGAACUGGUUCAACUACCAAAAAGAAUUAGUAAAAAAAAAAAAAAAAAAAAAACUUAUUUACCGGAAAUCUUCUUUACCAUUCUGCUGAAGCGUAAAUGUCACCUACAUCUUGGAUGGUCUGAGGGUGAGUAAAUUAACAGCAAAUUUUCAUUUCUGGGUGAACUAUUCCAUUAAGCUAUUUGGUUAAAAGCAUCUGCCAAAUGAAUAAAUGUAAUGAAUGAAUACAUUUAAUCAGUUUUUAGGUUUGUAUAGCAAAUAUGAAAAUGUGAAAAUUAGAAUCAAAAUUUUUUUUUUUUUUCAUAUUGAGUUCUCUUUUAACAUUUAAAACUUUUUAAAUCGAAAUUGCUGUGCAGUCUUAGGGCCAGUUUUACUGAACAGGCUAAAUUUGCGCGAGAGUGCAAUUCAUAAACUGCACUGAUGGGCGUGGAAAUUUCUGUGGGUGAUUUACUAACAAUGGCAAAUUAAAGAACACAGAUGCAACAUCUCAUUUACAUAUCAAUCAAAAUUUGCGUAGUCACAAAUAAAGAAUAUAGAAAUAAAGAAGCCAAGUCCAAGUCUGACAAAUGAUAUAUUCGGAAAAUGUGUUCUUCUGGCAUUCUAAAUAAAUUAAUAUGUGUGGAAAAAAUCCUCUCCGUUCUACCAUGUGCUCUCUGUUCUCUGCGGUGCCUUCUCCUGGCAACAACAAUUGCAGCCAUUUCAAGCACAAAAUAGUUUAAGACAUGCUUUUUUGGGCAUAAAAUAAUGGCACAAAUUCCAGUAAUUUGACGAGCGCAAACGUUAGUAAAUCGUGUUGUGUUAUUCAUUUUAUUACUCUCCUCCCAUAUAUUUUGCGUCUGACAGGGAAACUCCUACAAAUGCAUAUUCAAUAAGGUCAGGCGUAAAUAUAAUUGUGUCCACACUUUUUCAGUGCCAAUUCUUCACUGUGUGUCUUUAGUAAAUCCUGACAGUACUAUUUUGACGCCAACAAAACAAUUUGCGCUGGCACAAGCUGUUAGUAAAACUGGCCCGUAAUUUUAUAUAUUUUAAAUUACACUGCAUGACCUAAUAAGCAUUUUUUAAUCGUACUGUAUUUUGAUAUUGUCUUAAUCUCAGGUCUAUUUAAAUUUUUGUUCCAUGUUUUAAUAAUUUGACAGGAAUCAGGGGCCUUUAUAUACUAUUGCUCAAAGGUGCUUUUAACAAUUAAUUGUAAUUGUUAGUUCAAAAGCAAUUAAUCAAUUUUAUCCUUAAUCUUGAGAAGACAAGGUUAAUUCCUAUAUAUAUGUAUUAUUUUAACAACAACAAAAACAGCAUCUCAACUAUAAGCUUGAAGUCAGUAUGCUUUUUUAUUAGUAUUAUUGUUAGUUAUUUUCAUGAAUGUCAGAUUUAUAGGUUUGGUUGCCACUUGCCAAACAGUGAUUUUCAUUCAUUAACCAUGCAUAUGCCCAGCAUACAAACAUUUAUAUACAUUUUUAAGCAUUAUUUCAUACAUUUGCACUAACAUUUAUUCUAAAUUUAUGACAGAAUUUAGAGAAAAACACAUAAUACUGUGUAAAGAGGAAAUUUUAUCUAUCUAAUCUGUCUGUCUAUCUAAUACAUGUAGUGACUUCAGAGCCACUGAUUUCCAUGUCUUAACUAUAUACAGCUAUGAACACUUCAACCUUUCAUGUGAACUGUUGUGCGAAGAAAGUGUACUCAUUCAUGUUGUAUCAUGGUAUUGCAGAUAUGGAACUUAAAAAAUGUAUAUUACCAUUUGUGAUUGUAUAUGAAAUAUGUUGUUUCUAAAUAAAAUGCUCAGUAGCAAAAUUA